Messenger RNA from Harpia harpyja (harpy eagle), 5462 nucleotides. RefSeq names its product stomatin like 3 (gene STOML3). Gene Ontology annotation, cellular component: plasma membrane. The transcript has 7 exons. The coding region runs from base 4602 to 5462 and encodes 286 amino acids. Lineage: Eukaryota; Metazoa; Chordata; Aves; Accipitriformes; Accipitridae. The record is from RefSeq and is a predicted model, not a curated record.
UUUAAAUAGUGUCCUCAAUACUUUGUCAGCAGUUGGGUAGUCUUGCAUUUUAAUAAUGAAAUUUACAUAUUACUUUAAAUCUAAAGAUAAAAACAUUACACUUUUACAUUUUUUCUAUUUUGUGAAACCUGUUGAAUUCUAAUGAUUCUCCACUCUGAACUGCUUUUAAAAUCAGUGCCUUGUAUCUUGACUCAAGAAAUCUGUGGAAAAAAUCUCUACCAUCUUUCAUUAUACUUUCCUUCUCAUUCUUUUCAUGACUUGUUCUUUGUAGAUUUGUAAAUCAGUUGGAGAAGGAGAAAAUAAAAAUACAGGUAUGUUCUCAAGAGCAAAUUGGCUUUUGUCCCAUAGAUGUGAAUGUAAAGUAGUUCAAAGUCAGUAAGCAUUUUGUAACCUUACUGAGUUUGAUCUCUGAUUUGAGUCCUAGUUUCCCCAUCAAGCAAUCAAAGUUUAAACUAAUUCACAUUACUGUGUAGUCAAAAGCAAGUACCAGACAUCAGCUGUUCUUCAGUGUUUUAUCAAAAAAUAAUUAGUUUGUUUCUGAAAACUUCUAUUGAAUGGUCAUGGGGUGUAGGUUGUUGGUUUUUUCUGUCUGAACAUCAGACAACUCAAAGAUACCUAAGAGACUGUGAAGCCCUGUUUCUCCAAAUGAAAACAGAUGAGAAGUAGUGAAUAUCCACUGUAUUAAAUGGUAUUCUCCUGAAACAAUGUACUUGCUAAGUGGUGUCUAGCUGCUUUACCUUUCCCCAGAAAAGAGUAUUUCAUGCACAGCUGGUGUACUUUUACAUAGAAGCUCAUCAUCAGUGUUAGACAAGUGAACAAAUAGGCUAAGAAGCAUUAAACUGUCAAGUUUUUUUGUCUGGAAUGGGCUCUCUUGUUCUUGCCGAAUCAUGUUGAGCAGGAUUUUGUAAAUUGAACUUUCCAGUGGUUAGGAUUAAGGUAAGUUUCAAUUUCUUAGAUAUUUCUCCUGAUGUAAAAUUGGGUUUUAUUAAUGUUUUUCUCUUCAGGGAUAAAGUCUGUGUUCUGCAUUGCAGCAAACUCCUGUGACCCAGCAUUGGAAUUUCUGAAGGGGGUGAUUUAUCCUGAGCUCUUUCAUGCUUACUUGAGCACCAUUUUUAAAAAGUCAAGUAAAAGUCUGCUCCUGAGGCAAACCAUGCCAGAUCUUACACUCAGCCUGUGCUGGGAAAAGGCUGUUGCUGUAUGACUUAAUUCUGGACUAACUAUGAUUUUUUCAUUGUUCAAGUUGCCUAUUACUGCUCUAUUUCAGCUAUGUUGACAGACUGCAAAGAUAAGGUGUAGUGAAAUGUUCUUUGAAAUAAAAUCUUGAACAACUAAGAACAUACUGGGAUUGUGUGUGCAAAUACAGAUUUCAAUUAUUUCUUUCAAGUGCUUUUCAUUGCAGCUGUAGUGAAUAUGAGAGAAACAGAGCAAUUUUCUGUCCUCCUCUUCCUCUGAUUUGCAAGUCAGUGUUGUGAGUUUGGCUGGGCCUGGAAGGAAACUUGCCAUGGUAUGAAUGUUCUUAUGUUCUUGCAGAUUGCCUUCCUUUCUGGAUUGAGAUGGGAGCAAUCCCAUUGAUUGACUGUCUCUCGUAUUUGCUCAUGCUCUAGCGAAGUGUAGCCAAAGGGCUGCCUCCGGUCAUCUCCCCAUCUUCAGCUAUUGAAAGCUGAUGCCAUUUUCACGAGGAGGAGAAUCAAUAUGGGGGUGUUCCUACAAGUAACAGGAUGGUACUGUUGAUCUUUUCUAUGUCCUGUCCCUACUUCUAAAUUUUGAUCUGGGGGAAAGAAAUGAUGAGCCUGAAGCAAAUAGGCUAGUGUCUAGGCAGAAUUCAGGGCCAGGAAAAGACUAGACUGAGAAAUCUUUAGGGAGUGGCCAAAGCCCAGUGCAUGGGAAAGAAAGUAUUAUGGGCCUAAAAAGGUCAGAAAAAGACAAACUGAAACCUACAGCUUUGUUAUAUGCAAAUCUCAUGUGAGGACUGCCUGAUGACUUUUUUGAUACCUUUGGAAUUGGCACUCUUCAGAAAUGGCUGUGUGUAAGAAUUCCAGUUCUGGUUUUAACAAACUUUGAAGUGGGUGCCUGGUCUGUAGGAUUAAGUUUCUGCAAUUGGAUGAUGAGAUAAGUGGGAGGAACUGGACACUUCAGGGAAAUUGUAAAGGACUGGUGCCAUUCGCAAAUGUAGCAGUUGCUGCAGAGAACUGUUGGAGAAUGGCCUGCUUACAGGUAAGCACCUAAUCAUCAUGCCUGACCUGAGCCUUUGUGCUGCUUUCGGAAUAGAAUUUUGAAGGCUUUACCUACAUCAGCACCUUGCAGAAAUAGCUGAACUGCCACUGACCUGAACCGCUUUCAUCUAAUGUUGCUUCUAAGUCAGUAAGUCCUGCUAAAGUGGCUUUGGUCUCAAACUGGUUUUCUUUGUGUUACUGCUCUAUGAUACAGGGCUGCGCCAGGCUGAGCAGCACCAGUGAACUUGCAGCUUGUAAACUGCUUUGCCCCAGAGCGCUGAUGUAUUUUCUUCUCUGAGUGUUUUAUAGCACUUUGGGACAUGAGUUAUCCACAUGCCCCUGUAUAGCCCCAAGGAGAAAGGACUAAGAUUGCCCUGCCUUUCACUUCAAAUUUUUGAAACGGGGAAUAAAAGUGCAGCUGAAAUGAACAAGGAGAAACUAAUACAGCAAUGUUCCUGAACAUAAAAGAAAAACACCUUCUGCUUUAGUCAGCUUUCAAGGGAUAUAUUUACAGGCACCUCAGGGAAUUAUCAAUAAACAGCAGGGAGCAAUUAUUUCUAUUAGAUUUUAAUAUGUUUUGUUCAUCUAUCUGAUGGUAUAAACAGCUGUGUAGAUCGUGGCAUUCAAAUGGCUUGGAAUAAAGUUCUUUUCAACAAAACUGAGUUGCUUUAAAAAAAGGUGAUGUUGGGGUAGUUUUGCAUAUUAUGUUUUUGCUUCUGAAAUAAUUAAAGCACAUAUUUCUUCUAACUGUCCACCUUUGCUGCCCUGCUGGUAGGCAUCUGUCCUGAACAGGUUUGAUCUUGCAGCUCAGCGUGAGAAGCCAAAUAACGAGGAAAAUGCUACAAAUUACUUCAAAUGGAUAUUGUCACAUAUUUGGAAGGGUGUUGCAAUAAGUAUGUCAAUCCCAGUUUUGCAAGCUGUUUGUACUUCCGGUUUUUACUGUGAUUUAAAACAUCCAUUCAAUGGUGUAUUCUCCUCUCUGUGAAGCUGAGAAAGGAUUUUCUGGGGAGCAGUCAGCUUUGAAUGACCCAACUGGGGCCGAUGUGAUUACUGGCAGGGAUGAAGACUUGACUGAAAUGAAGCUGGAGCCAGAUCUUCAAAGAUAUUCUAGAUGAUGGAUGCCCACAGAAAACAGCCAUAUAAUUAAUGCAGCUAUAUGUCGAACUCAUAAAUUACAUAUGAAAAGCCACCUCUCAUUUUUUCCUCAAAUAACAAGCAACAGAUUUGUGUCCUUUGAGAAGGCUGCUCUGUGCUGCUGCAGCCUUCAGAAAUGGCCUACUCUGAAAUGCUAUGCUUGGUUUGAUUGUCAGUAUUAAAAACUGUUUUGUGAAAAAUAUUCUUAUUUGGGGGAAAAUUUUAAGACUUUGGAGCUGAAAUGCUUCUACUGUGGUUUUUAGGUUAACUAGCACAACAGGGUUCAACCUAUAGUGAUGGACAGUACCAAGAAGUGUGUGAUGAGAUAUUCUACACAGAAUGGGGAUGUCACCUGGAGAAUUAUUUAUGUUGCUAGUGUUUGAGAUCUGAACAGUAGCUGAGUCCCAUAAUAUUAAGAGGUGUACAGCAGAGGAGCAGUAUUCAAUCCGUAGCCUCUGGCUUUAUAGAAUCAUAGAAUCAUUUAGGUUGGAAAAGACCUUUAAGAUCAUCGAGUCCAACCGUUAACCUAGCACUGCCAAGUCCGUCACUAAACCAUGUCCCUAAGCACCACAUCUACAUGUCUUUUAAAUACCUCCAGGGAUGCUGAUGGAACCACUUCCCCGGGCAGCCUGUUCCAAUGCUUGAUAACUCUUUUGGUGAAGAAAUUUUUCUUGAUAUCCAAUCUAAACCUCCCCUGGUGCAACUUGAGGCCAUUUCCUCUUGUCCUGUCCCUUGUUACUUGGGAGAAGAGACUGACAUCCACCUCGCUACAACCUCCUUUCAGGUAGUUGUAGAGAGCGAUAAGGUCUCCCCUCAGUCUCCUUUCCUCCAGGCUAAACAACCCCAGUUCCCUCAGCUGGUCCUCAUAGGACUUGUUUUCUCUUUAUCUUGUCUUUCUGUCUUGUCUUGUUCUUGUUUUUUCUCUCUGGUGACAGAUACUACUGAUUCACAGAAAUAAUUUCCAGCUUGGAUUUUGUGGGGUGUAAAACCAGCUGGGUGAAGUGCAUCCCUAGCCAGAAGAUGGCCACAGAAGACCAUGGAGUUACAUCAGAGACAACCCUGAUCCGCAAGACUUUGUUUCUGUAAACAUCCCCUCCUCACCAGGGUAACUAACUCCCAGAGGGCUCUCUUACAGGUGGGGAUUUCUCCUUCUCUCACCCUGCCUCUCUCUUCAGCGCUUUGCAUGAGCACUGUGCAGUCUCAAGAUAUGCUGCUGUCUCGUCUGUGAGGGGAUCAGAGCUUCCCUCGAAUGGGAUGGAUCCCAAGAGAGAGAUGCCCAAGAAAAACAACAUGGAGCAUCUAAUUGCUGACAGGCAGGAAGGAAUUGGUGUCUGUGGCUGGAUCCUGGUUUCCCUUUCAUUCCUCCUGGUCCUUAUUACCUUUCCUAUUUCCAUCUGGGCAUGUAUCAAGCUAGUUAUCAGAGAAUAUGAAUGUGUUGUUGUAUUUCGUCUGGGACAUAUACUGUCUAAGAAAGCAAAGGGACCAGGUAUGAUCCUCAUACUUCCAUGUACAGAUACAUUGAUCAAGGUUGAUCUUAGAACAGUUACCUGUAACAUUCCUCCACAAGAGAUUCUCACAAAAGAUGCCAUUACUACCCAAGUCGAUGGGGCGGUGUACUACAGGAUCCACAGUGCUGUCAGUGCCAUUGCUAGCAUCACUGAUGUCCACUCAGCUACCUUCCUCUUGGCACAGACAACCCUAAGAAAUGUUCUGGGUACACAGAGUUUGGCUCAGCUCCUGGCAAGUCAGGAGGAGAUUGCACACAGUAUCCAGGCUAUCCUCGACAGCACCAUGGAGCAACAGGGAGUCAAAGUGGCCCAAGCGGAGAUCAAAGAUGUCAGGAUUCCCGUGGCCGUGCAGAGGCCAACGGCAGCUGAAGCAGAGGCUGCUCAAGAGGCAAGAGCUAAGGUGAGAUCCACGGCAAUCAGAGGGAAAAUGAAUGCUUCUAAAGCCCUCAAGCAGGCCUCCAUGGUGCUGGCUGAGUCUCCAGCAGGUCUUCAGCUGCACUACCUGCAAACUUUAACAACCUUGGCAGCAGAGAAUAAUUCUACUAUUGUCUUUCCUUUCCCUAAAAAUGUGCUUGAGAGUUUGGGGCAGAAAAAUAGAGAGGGAUAG